AUGGCAGUGUCGGGGUCCACAACUGUGCAGCUUUUCACCAAGCUCCUCAAACAUGCAGUGGGCAAAACCCAAAUCCAGCUGAACCGCUGGCUGCAGAGGACUGCCACUGAGGAGUGUGACAAAAUUGACAUCCUGAUAUGCAGCGCCUUCGACGAGAGAAGGAACACUGGGAAGUCUGAUGGAGAUCCUGAGGUCAUCACUGACAGCGGAGACGAAUUUACCACCACCGGAGAGUUCAGACACCCAUGUUGUAUCACCACUUGUUGUUUCAAGAGUGCCCUGUUGGCGUGCAUCUUGACCGCUGUGUGCUUCUCCUCGGUAGCCCUGGUGCGGCAGUACCUCAAGGAUCUCCUGCUGUGGGUGGAGAGCAUGGACAGCCUGGUGGGAGCUAUGCUGUUUAUAGUUGGCUUGAUUAUCGUGUCUUUCCCAUGUGGAUGGGGAUAUAUUGUUCUCAAUGUGGCAGCUGGCUACCUAUAUGGCUUUGUACUGGGCAUGGGGCUUGUCAUGGUGGGAGUUUUAAUAGGGGAACCUUUGUUGCACCUGGUUUGCAAGCGUUUGUUGACGGACUGGGUGCUAAAUAAAGUUGGGAACAGUGAACAGCUCAGUGCUGUCAUACGAGUGGUGGAGGGAGGAAGUGGACUCAAAGUUGUGGCCUUAGCGAGACUCACACCUAUACCUUUUGGGCUUCAAAAUGCAGUUUUCUCGAUCACAGAUGUGUCCUUGCCAAACUACCUGGUGGCCUCUUCUGUGGGUCUGUUGCCCACACAGCUUCUCAACUCCUACCUUGGCACGACUCUUCGCACCAUGGAGGAUGUCAUCGCUGAGCAGAGUGUCAGUGGGUACUUCGUGUUCAGCCUGCAGAUCAUCAUAAGCAUCGGCCUGAUGUUCUACGUCGUGCAUCGAGCUCAGGUGGAGCUCAAUGCAGCCAUCACCGCCUGUCAGAUGGAGCUGAAGUCAUCGCACAUGAAUGGCUCCUCCACCAAUCACAGCAGCUUCAGCUACUGCAGCAAGAGGGUGACGACCAGCAGCGGAAACUGCAUCAACGUGGUUUAGCUGCAAAAAAAAUAUCCCACUACGAGAGAUCAGACCGUGCUGCAGUUAGAAAUUGAAAGACUGCAUAGCUGAUGGUCCGGUGACACAUGCCACUCUGGUUCUGCCACUGUAGUCGGUAUGAUGUUUCUUCAGUUUGCAGGAUCAUGCACCUGUUGAGCUCAUGAGUGAAACAAUGCUCAAAAAUGGCUUUGCUGGGUAUGACUUUGGGAUUAUUUUUUUAAUUUUAGCAAUUGUUUUUAUUUAUUUUUAUUAACCUUAACUCUGUUACAGGAGGUGUCAAAGAGCAGUGGUGUUCAGAGAUUAUCUGAGGCGCCUGAGUCAGUCAGUGAGUCAUUAAUAAAUAGCUUGGCGCUAACUGCCUGUUAACUCUAUGAAUGUGCAAUCUGGAGCUUUCUAGGGAACCAGGAAUCCUUUUCAGUGUCAAAAGAAUGCUAACCUAUGCACCUUUGUUUCACCAUCUGUUCUUGUGUAUUUCCGGGUGAUCUUAGGAUUAAUUUAUUGACAUCCAGUGCUAAUUCACCUUAAAUAAUAAGGGCAUUAUUAAAAUUUGUAAAAGAUUUGGCUUUUUAGUAGAGUUAAUUUUUUAAGUGUCUUAUUGUUUCAUUACUGAGAGAGAGGAAGGAGAAAAAAGCUAUUGCUGAGUAUUACCAGCUUCUCUGUUUGCCUGUGUGAUUUCUGCCAGCGAUGGCCACAUCAGCUGAAAUCUCCAGGCCUGCUUCUGCCUGGACAUGUUUUUUUAGCACUUGUGUAGUUUUGAUAAGAGCACCUGGAGAUGAGAGUAGAUUUCACAGCAGGAAACUCAGGAAUGUUCUGCCAGGAAAAAGAAAAAAAACAGUUGAAGUGCGGCACCAUCACCUUCCACAGUAGCACAGCCACUCUCCACAUGUUGUGCUCCAGAAGAUAUUUCCACACCAAACUGAAACCUGAGAUGUCUAAGCUUUUCCUAAAAAUUUCUACUUACAUUUGAUUUCCUAGAGUUUUAGCAGUAUUUUUUUUUCUUUUUAUCUUGGCUGUGACAGUAUCUGUUAGGACUAUUGCAUAGCUCUUGUUUAAGAUGGUUUUUGAAAAUUCUGUGCAAUAUAUUG
Messenger RNA from Sphaeramia orbicularis (orbiculate cardinalfish), 2138 nucleotides. RefSeq names its product transmembrane protein 64-like. Lineage: Eukaryota; Metazoa; Chordata; Actinopteri; Kurtiformes; Apogonidae. Gene Ontology annotation, cellular component: endoplasmic reticulum. The record is from RefSeq and is a predicted model, not a curated record. Gene Ontology annotation, biological process: regulation of cytosolic calcium ion concentration; positive regulation of osteoclast differentiation; positive regulation of bone resorption.